This is a messenger RNA of Sphaeroforma arctica JP610, 644 nucleotides long. RefSeq lists its product as hypothetical. The record is from RefSeq and is a predicted model, not a curated record. Gene Ontology annotation, cellular component: mitochondrion. Lineage: Eukaryota; Ichthyosporea; Ichthyophonida. The transcript is spliced from 4 exons. Gene Ontology annotation, molecular function: flavin-dependent sulfhydryl oxidase activity; flavin adenine dinucleotide binding. The annotation marks the transcript as partial.
GUUCGCGUUCUUUCACUGUAUCUAGAGCACUGAUUAAUACUGUGGGGUUUGCAUUGAACUACUACAGCCCAGAGAAGCCGAAUGAUGAAGACAAGACGACUAUGACUCAGUUCAUCGGCGGACUUGCUCGCCACUACCCAUGUCAAGAUUGCGCCUCACAUUUGCGGAAACACAUUAGUAAGCAUCCGCCGACUGUGGAUAGCAAUCAAGAAGUAUCUCGAUGGAUGUGUGAUACUCACAAUGAAGUAAACAAAUAUCUAGGAAAGGAUAUAUUCGAUUGCUCGAAGGUUUAUGAGAAAAUGAUGGGUAUAGUUUUUCGGACUAGUAUGUUCAGGGUGAAUACUCGCUAUAAGCUAUCACGGACUUUUAAUAAGGUAGAGGAAUCAAGCAUCGCUAUGAAAGCGUUUGAAUACAUUAGACCUUUGAGCGGUGGAGAGAUGGAUGGAAAGAUGGCUCCUGUGAUUGAGGGAAUGCUGCACAGUUUGGCCCGCACAAACGUAUCGGAAGCAUCCGUACUCUGCAGUGCUGGGCUAUCUCAAUUCAGCAUACAUCAUGGGUACUAUACCAUCAUCGUGUUUUCGAGUGGAAGUUCUGUUGAGCCUUGUGUGGCGCUGUAUUUUACCAAAUUGCACCGGGUGUUGUGA